Lagenorhynchus albirostris (white-beaked dolphin) is the source of this 10076-nucleotide messenger RNA. It is a transcript of the gene DOT1L, whose product is annotated as DOT1 like histone lysine methyltransferase. The transcript is spliced from 28 exons. Gene Ontology annotation, biological process: DNA repair; regulation of transcription regulatory region DNA binding; DNA damage checkpoint signaling. Gene Ontology annotation, cellular component: nucleus. Lineage: Eukaryota; Metazoa; Chordata; Mammalia; Artiodactyla; Delphinidae. Bases 2806 to 7899 code for a protein of 1697 amino acids. The record is from RefSeq and is a predicted model, not a curated record. Gene Ontology annotation, molecular function: histone H3K79 methyltransferase activity.
CGGUUCAGGGAUUCAGAGCCAGGCCUGUGGCUUCCAGGCUGCAGGAGCGCCCGGGGGAAGUCCUGGGGAAGGAGGGUCGGGGGCUUAGACUCCGUCCCGGUCCCUUCCCCGCAGCCCACUGGGCGGCAGGGCGCUGCAGGAACAGGCGCUCCCGAAGCCAGCGUGUCCCACGUGACAGGACAUGGCCCCAGCGCUGUGGGUAGGGCUCUCUGGACAAACACCACGAUGCUGCUCAUGAAAUCAUCGAGACCAUCCGGUGGGUCUGUGAAGAAAUCCCAGAUCUCAAGCUCGCUAUGGAGAAUUAUGUUUUAAUCGACUACGACACCAAAAGGUAAGCCAGGUUCUGCCUGGACUGCGUCUCCACUUGGGACGGGCUCAGCGUGUGUGGACACAGCCUAUAAUUAGAUCUUCCUCGAUGCUGCAGGCUGAUGGGAAAGUUCCUUUUAGAGUUUCCUUUCAGAGCCAGCAUUGAGUUAUUUUGGUAGGAAAUGUUUAUCCAAUAUUGGCAGAGGCUGUCAGAGUGAGGACAUAAUUGGACACUGCACGUUGCAGCAACUGGGAUUGGUGUGUGUGUGAAACUACCCCAAGUUAGGAGUCACUCUUCAUGGCAGGCAGCUGCCAGCGCCGGCGGCCUGGCCUGGGGAGCCUUGGUCCCUGCCCAGCUCUGGUCAAGGUCUCACUUGGCUUUGGCCACGUCUAGCAGUUUCCUACAGCCACAUCCUGGGUCUCCAAGGAGAGUCCUCUGGGUGGGGAAGGGCGAGGCCGUGUCUGGAAUGCCUGCCUGGAAUUUUUUUUGUUUUUCUUUGAGAAACGCUCCUGCCUGUCUCUGUCCUUGGCAGGCUCGAGGUGGCACGCAGGCUCGGGCUUAAGUAGCUGCUUAUGGCAGAGAACGCGGCCCCGAGGCGCCCUCGAGCCCCGCACAGGCCCUGCUGCCAGGCCUGCUCACGUGGGCUCACUUCUGUGUUUGGAGGACUUGUGGUCCUGGCCGGCCUUCCCAGCCUCAGUCAGCCCCUGGUCCCACCCCCUUGCCUCCCCCUCCUCCCCGUUCAGUCAUCAGCACUUGCUGUUGUGACAAGAGGCCACCCGUGCUGGCCCCUGGUCCAGAGCAGCCAGACCCCCGCAGCAUCGGCACAGGUGGCCGCACGGCCUUGGGCGGCCAGCGCAUCCAUGGGUCCUGACCCCUGAUGAGGACGCCUCCUGCCCCUGGGGUGAGGGCGCCUGUGGCCGCUGACCUUGAAUGAUGGUCUCGAGGUCCGUGCAACUCACGUCUCGUGAUGGUUGAGUGCCGUGGGCCUGGCCUAGAGCAGCUGGGGUGCUUAAAGGCGCUUUUGGUGCAAGGUGCUUGCAGGUGGGGGUUUGGUGUUCUUCCCUCCGUGUUCAGCCAGUUGAGGAAAGACUGGAAGGACGUGGGGCUGGGAGAGGGCAGGGGGCCAUCUGACGGUGCCCACCCCAGGGACCCGUGUGACCUCAGGGUCUGUGACAGCAGGGCCGGCGCAGAGAGCCGAGCUCCUCUGUCUGGUGGAUCCCGGCAGGGAUCAGGGUGCCCAGGUUCCCCUGAGCUUCCGUGUUGCUCAUCCUCCCAGAAAAGGUCUCUUCCAGGGUAUAGCCAGAGGCUUUGAAGGAGGUGUAGAAGUCAGAACACAAGGAAGUGAGGUUGUGAACUAGUGCAUUGUUUUCUCCCUGAGGCCCGCGUAGGAAGACAGGAGCUGGAGAUGGACUGGCCAUCGCGUCCACCCUUCCAUUUCGAAGAGUGGGUGCCUGGGGCCAGGGACGGGCGUGUCACUCACAGACACUGCACUCGGGUGGCUGCUGGGCCGUGCUCCCUGAGACCCCGCGGCCCAGUGCUGGGCUGGACCCCUCGCGCCUGUGCACGUGGUUAGCUCCCCUGGAAUGUGGGUUUCCUGCCUUGUUGCGGCGUGUCAGCCUGCUCCCAGCGUGUUGGAACCGCGUAUCCCUCGCUGUGUGUCUGUGUGUGAGUUUCACAGGCUUCAGCCGCGCCUGCUCUUUCCUGCUCGAGAUCUCUGGCUUUUCAGCUGCAGCUGCCAUUCUAGGAAACCGAACUUGCCGUAUGGUUACAGGUCCCAGUUGAAUUCUUUUCCUUCUGUUAGGAAGGAAGGAAGGCGCACUUCAAUUCCCAGAGCCCUUCCAGGGCCGGGGUCGUGGGCCGGGGGGUCUCGAAGAUGCAGGUGGGGAGGGGCUGCGGGGGGUGCUCCCUGCACCCCCGUAUGCGUCCUUGGGUUCCCCGGGGUCCUGGCAUCUCACUGGGGAGCAGCCGUCUUGCUGCCCUGCCUGUAGGGGGCGUUGGACGAGCCCUCGAGUGACAGCCCCUCCCCUGUGCAGCGCAGGCACCAGGCACAGCCCCUCACUGCAGGCGUCGGGCAGGUCAUCCUCCGCGGGGCCAUCCCAGGCAGCCCCCGCCCCAUCUCUCAAUUCCAGUGGUGACAACCACAAAUAGCCCCACAUACCGCUCCGGGGGUACCCCUGGGUUAGGGGGUUCCAUUGAAAAUUCAUUCCCUUGGUGUUUGGGAGAACCUAGUCUUGUUAAAAACUCCCGACAACUCCCUCGUUAAGUAUCUAACACAGGCUGCUUAUAUCUGUGAAAGUGUCAGAAACUUAAACAGGUGUAGUAAACAGAAGUGCUGUCGGCGUGAGGGGGGAGGUGCUGACCCUACUCUCUGCAGAGCCGGGGUGUCGGCCGUUGUCCCCUUCCACCCGACCAGCAGAGUGGGAGCCCUUUCUGCCUGAGCGUGGCCCUCAGCACCCCGGCUGUCCCCCCACCCACUCAAGUUAGGCCAAGGGGUAAACAUGGAGGCCCCCCCACCCCCGGCUAGGACAGGGAAGGGGCGGCCCAGCCGUGGGGCGGUGGGACUUCAUUGCAUCCACGGGUUGGGGGUGAGGCGGCCUUGGUCCCACCCGCCUCUCUCUGCUGUGGUAGCCCUUUCCCUACCCAAGGCCUGCAGGGCACCGCUGCCCGAGGCUUUGACCCGUGAGCCGACCCCUCCGCCCUGGUCUCGAGGCCCCAUGAUGCCACGCUGGUCUCGAGGCCCCAUGAUGCCCUGGGACCUCUGCCCCCUCCCACGAGGCCCGGUGGCUUGUUCCGAGCUCGGCAGUGGCCAGCGGCUAUCACCUGCCUCUUUCAGCUUCGAAAGCAUGCAGAGGCUCUGUGACAAGUACAACCGGGCCAUCGACAGCAUCCACCAGCUGUGGAAGGGCACCACGCAGCCCAUGAAGCUGAACACGCGGCCAUCCACGGGGCUCCUGCGCCACAUCCUGCAGCAGGUCUACAACCACUCGGUGACCGACCCCGAGAAACUCAACAACUAUGAGCCCUUCUCCCCGGAGGUGUACGGGGAGACUUCCUUCGACCUGGUCGCUCAGAUGAUCGACGAGAUCAAGAUGACCGAAGACGACCUGUUUGUGGAUCUGGGUAGCGGAGUGGGCCAGGUUGUGCUGCAGGUCGCUGCGGCUACCAACUGCAAACAUCACUAUGGUGUCGAGAAAGCUGACAUCCCGGCCAAGUACGCGGAGACCAUGGACCGAGAGUUCAGGAAGUGGAUGAAAUGGUAUGGAAAAAAGCAUGCAGAAUACACACUGGAGAGAGGAGAUUUCCUCUCGGAGGAGUGGAGAGAGCGGAUCGCCAACACGAGUGUUAUAUUUGUGAAUAACUUUGCCUUUGGUCCUGAGGUGGAUCACCAGCUGAAGGAGCGGUUCGCAAACAUGAAGGAAGGUGGCAGAAUCGUGUCCUCGAAGCCCUUUGCACCUCUGAACUUCAGAAUAAACAGUAGAAACUUGAGUGACAUCGGCACCAUCAUGCGCGUCGUGGAGCUGUCGCCUCUAAAAGGCUCGGUGUCGUGGACGGGGAAGCCGGUGUCUUACUACCUGCACACCAUCGACCGCACCAUACUUGAAAACUAUUUUUCUAGUCUGAAAAAUCCAAAACUCAGGGAGGAACAAGAGGCAGCUCGGCGCCGGCAGCAGCGGGAGAACAAGAGCAACACGACCACCCCCACCAAGGUGCCCGAGAGCAAGACGGCCAUGCCCGCCGACACCCCCAUGGACUCUGGUGCUGAGGAAGAGAAAGCCGGGGCGACCACUGUCAAGAAGCCAUCUCCCUCCAAGGCCCGGAAGAAGAAGCUGAACAAGAAGGGCCGGAAGAUGGCCGGCCGGAAGCGCGGACGUCCCAAGAAGAUGAGCACCGCCAACCCCGAGCGCAAGCCCAAGAAGACCCAGAGCGCACUGGACCUGCUGCACGCCCAGACUGUGUCGCGGGCGGCGUCACCCUCGCCGCAGGGCGCCCCCUACCAGCUACCUCCCAGCACGCAGCGACGCCCCCCUGAGCAGCUGCUGCUGGCGCCCGCCCCGCCUGCCCUACACCGGCUGCUAGAAUCCUUCAAGAUUCAGUACCUACAGUUCCUGGCGUACACAAAGACCCCUCAGUACAAGGCCAACCUGCAGCAGCUGCUGGACCAGGAGAAGGAGAAGAACGCCCGGUUGCUGGGCGCCGUGCAGCAGCUGUUCGGCCACUGCCAAGCUCAGAAGGAGGAGAUCAAGAGGCUUUUCCAGCAGAAACUGGAUGAGCUGGGAGUGAAGGCGCUGACCUACAACGACCUGAUCCAAGCGCAGAAGGAGAUCUCAGCUCACAACCAGCAGCUGAGGGAGCAGACGGAGCAGCUGGAGAAGGGCAACCGGGAGCUGAGGAGCCAGAGCCUGCGGCUGCUCAAGGCACGGUGCGAGGAGCUGAAGCUGGACUGGUCCACGCUGUCCCUUGAGGGCCUGCUGAAGGAGAAGCAGGCCCUGAAGAGCCAGAUCUCGGAGAAGCAGAGGCACUGCCUGGAGCUGCAGAUCAGCAUUGUGGAGCUGGAGAAGAGCCAGCGGCAGCAGGAGCUCCUGCAGCUAAAGUCCUGCGUGCCGCCCGACGACGCCCUGUCCCUGCACCUGCGCGGGAAGGGUGGCCUGGGCCGAGAGCCGGAGGCCGAGCCCGGCCGGCCACACCUGGAGCUGGACUGUGCCAGGUUCUCCCUGCCCCACUUGAGCAACAUGAGCCCGGAGCUGUCCAUGAACGGCCACGCGGCCGGCUAUGAGCUCUGCGGCGCGCUGAGCCGGCCCUCGCCCAAGCAGAACACCCCCCAGUACCUGGCCUCCCCCCUGGACCAGGAGGUCGUGCCCUGCACCCCGAACCACAGUGGCCGGCCGAGGCUCGAGAAGUUGUCCGGCCUGGCCCUGCCCGACUACACCAGGCUCUCCCCGGCCAAGCUGGUGCUGCGGCGCCACCUGAGCCAGGACCACACAGCCAACAGCAGGGCGACCGCCAGCGAGCUGCACUCACGAGCUGAGCAUGCCAAGGAGAACGGCCUCCCGUACCAGAGCCCCGGCAUCGCCAACGGCAUCAAACUGAGCCCACAGGACCCUCGGCCCUCGUCCCCUGCGGCCUUGCAGAUGACGGGAGAGAAGGGCAGUGAGAAGCGGGAGCAGGCUGGCCCGGUGGUGUGUCUGCAGGGUUUGAAGGAGCGCACCUACGCCAGCAGUGGGGAGGCCAUCACCAGCCUGCCCGUCAGCAUCCCGCUCAGCACCGUGCAGCCUAGCAAGCUGCCAGUCAGCAUCCCUCUGGCCAGCGUGGUGCUGCCCAGCCGCGCCGAGAAGGUGAGAAGCACCCCCAGCCCCGUGCCGCAGGCCCGAGAGUCCUCGUCCACACUGGAGAAGCAGAUGGGUGCUGGCACCCACGGCUCCGGGUGCAACGCUGCUGGGAGCAGAAGCCUCGCCCUGGCCCCCGCAGGCUUUGCCUACGCCGGCUCAGUGGCCAUCAGUGGGGCCCUGGCAGGCAGCCCGGCACCACUCGUCUCUGGAGCCGAGCCCCCCGCCCUGGACGAGUCCUCCAGCUCUGGAAGCCUCUUUGCCACUGUGGGGUCCCGCAGCUCCACCCCUCAGCACCCCCCCCUGCUGGCGCAGCCCCGCAACUGCGGCUCGGCCUCGCCCGCCCCCCAGCUCUGCGCCAGUCCCCGGCUCGGCGCCCAGGGCCCGCUCCCCGACACCAGCAAAGGAGACCUGCCCUCUGAGGCCGGCUUCUCGGAUCCCGAGAGUGAAGCCAAGAGAAGGAUCGUCUUCACCAUCUCGGCCGGCUCUAGCAGCGCCAAGCAGUCACCUUCCAGCAAGCACAGCCCUCUGUCCUCGGGCGCCCGCGGUGACGGCGGCCAGAGCCACGGGCAGGACAGCCGCAAGAGGGGCAGGAGGAAGCGGGCAGCGGCGGGGACCCCCGGCUUCAGCUCGGGCGUGUCCCCCAAGCGCCGGGCCCUGCCAUCCGUCGCCGGCCUCUUCACCCAGUCUUCAGGGUCCCCCCUGAACCUCAACUCCAUGGUCAGCAACAUCAACCAGCCCUUGGAAAUCACGGCCAUCUCGUCCCCCGAGAGCUCCCUGAAGAGCUCGCCUGUCCCUUACCAGGACAACGACCAGCCGCCCGUGCUCAAGAAGGAGAAGCCCCUGAGCCAGACCAACGGGGCCCACUAUUCCCCGCUGACCUCGGAUGAGGAGCAGGGCUCUGAGGACGAGCCCAGCAGUGCCAGAAUUGAGAGAAAAAUUGCAACCAUCUCCUUAGAAAGCAAAUCUCCUCCAAAAACCUUGGAAAAUGGGGGCGGCCUGGCGGGAAGGAAGGUGCCAGCCAGCGAGCCGGUCAACAGCAGCAAGUGGAAGUCCACCUUCUCGCCCAUCUCCGACCUCGGCCUGGCCAAGGCAGCCGACAGCCCGCUGCAGGCCGCCUCCGCUCUGAGCCACAACUCCCUGUUCGCUUUCCGGCCCGGCCUGGAGGAACCUGGCGCGGCUGAUGCCAAGCUGGCUGCCCACCCCAGGAAGAGCUUCCCAGGCGCGCUGCCGGGGGCGGGCGGGCUGAGCCCCAGCAGCCAUCCCGCCAGCAGCUUCGCCCUGGGCGGGGGCCUGGCGGCCGACCUCAGUUUACACAGCUUCAGCGAUGGUGCUUCUCUCUCCCACAAGGCCCCCGAGGCGGCCGGCCUGGGCACCCCCCUGAGCUUUCCCGGCCCGCGGGGCAAGGAGGGCGGCGCCGCAGACCCCGGCCCCUUCGUGAACAAGAGACAGCUGGACGGACUGGCCCCGAAGGGCGAGGGGGGCCCACCUGUGUGCGGGCCCGCGGACAAGGCCUCAGCGACGCACGGCAAGGCGGGCAAGGGCCGUGACCGCGAGCCCGACGUCAAGAACGGCCACAACCUCUUCAUGGCCGCUGCUGCUGCUGCCGCCGCCGCCGCCGCUGCCACCCCCCCCGGGGGCCUCCUCAGCGGCCCGGGCCUUGCCCCGGCGGCGUCCUCGGCAGGGGGCACGGCCCCGUCCGCCCAGACCCACCGCCCCUUCCUGGGCGCCUUCGCCCCCGGCCCGCAGUUCGCACUGGGCCCCAUGUCCCUGCAGGCCAACCUGGGUCCGUCUGUGCUGCAGUCCCUGUUCAGCUCCGUGCCCGCCGCCGGCCUGGUGCACGUCUCAACCGCCGCCACCAGACUGACCAACUCGCACGCCAUGGGCAGCUUCUCCUCCGGGGUGGCCGGCGGUGCAGUCGGAGGUUCCCUUCCAGGGCCCCCUGAGGGGGGAGAGGCUGUGCCCGCGUAUCCCCUUGGGUCCACUUUGCACCCGUCACCUCGUUCCUUUUCGCGAAACGCAGACGUGACUGUCGUGUGGGCAGAGCGCUCAGGCGUAACUAGGAUUUCUACCUCAACCGCGAGACUAUGCAAGGAUGGGGCGGGCUGGCGGCGCGGGGCCCCCCGCAGGACGGCGAGGACGGAUGGAGGCCAGAGGACAGGCUCUACUGUGAAUCAGCGCCGCGCACAGCUGCGGAGACGGCGCGCUGGGGCCUGGCUCCAGCCUGUACUGUCGAUAGUCUUAGAUAAAGUAUUUAUCGUUUUUUAAAAAGUAUAAACAAUUUUGACUUAUUUUAUUUCACCGAAGUCGUGAAGGCAACCUAUCGAGAGAUGUAGAUACUAUAUUAUAUGAGAGAAUAUAUGUAAAGACAUCGCCGAAGGACCGGCCCACCGCGGAGACGCUGGCAGCCGGCCCGGUGCUAUCUCGUCGCCAGGCUCGCGCCUCCACGUGCUCUUGGUGCUGACUCUCGAGGUUGACCACGCCAACGCCAGGUCCUAGCGCCUGGCGUGUUCAUUCCCGCCGCUCUUCCCAUACCAAAGGCGGCGUCUCCGGUGGAGGCCCGCCCCGCCCCGCCAUCACUGUGAACGGCCUCGGCUCAGCCCUCGGGAUGGCGCCUUUGGCAUCGGAACGGCAGUCCUGCGCGGCAAGGCUGCGGUGGCGGAGCCUCGAGGAGGGGACCCGUUCUCAGUGGUGCUUGUGAGGAGGGUCUGGUACCCGACUCUGCUGCCUGCCUGGCUGGCUCACUCGUGUGACAGGUGCAUUUACUUUUGUACGUCUCUGCUCGCCCUGGGCUCACGCCGCAGCCCCCCCCCCCCCGCAGGGUCGGCUCCUGUGGUGGCCGGGGACGCAGGCGGGUUAGUUGUGGGUGCCUGCUUUGUCUACAAGGGAGUCACGCUGACAGGUGACAGUAUUUUAUAGAGAGGUGAUAAAAAUUUAUAAAUUUCAUAGACGGACUUCAUUUAUUUUUAGACUGUAUGACGAAUACACAGUAAACUAAAGAGAAAAGGAGGAAAGGAAAGUGAGGGGAAACCCUCCCGCCUGUUCAAGUGCACAGCGGCACCGGCCCAGGGCCCUCCUGCCCACCCUGCUGGGGUGACACCUGCUCCACCCGAGCGGCCACGGUGGUGCUUGGGAAGGGAUGCGCUUGGGGUGGCCGGGCAGGAGGGCUGCUCCCUGAGGCUCCGACGUGGCCGGUAGGGUUCUCGGUCCCUCGAGCACAGCACCUGUGACUGGUCCUGGGUCCCUGGGUGGGGCAAUGUUGUCUGUGUGCCUCCCGAGAAGCUCUCGGUCCCCCGAAAGGGCCAAAGGUGGGUGCCCCAGCGAGGGCUGAGUGUGGGCAGUCGGAGCCCCAUCCUCAGGUGUUUGCCACCCAGGCGGCACCCGUCAAGGAGCGCGGGAGGGUGGGCCUCUGUGGUGGCCUAACGUGAGCCUUCCCCGGCCUGGCCGACUCCACAUACCCUUCAGAGGUGGACGCCACGGGUCCUCUGCCUGCCCUUGAGUGGGGUCGGUGUGGUGGCCGAGGCCUGGCCCCGCUUCCUGACCCCCGGGACGCAGGCCACAAGGGUCAGAGCGGGCCAGUGCGCUGCCUGCAGCCACCUCUACACUGUGUGGGGCAGCAAUCAGGCUAGAGACGGAGCCUUCCUCCUGUGACCGCCCGCCCUGCCCCCCUUCCCCCCAGGUCGGUGCUCCCAGUGCACGACGGUGCUGUCCUGACCCCCGGCCCCCGGCCUCUUCAAGAGGCUCCCCUUCCCGUGUCAGGAACACAGGGCUCCCGAGAAAGCUACGGCGCUGCCAGCGGAGCCCCCAUCUGAACAAAGGACACUGUACACAAACACUGCGUCACUUCGGGAGGACCACCGCGCCGCGUCUGUCCUCUGCAUGCACGCGCAGGCACCAGGGGACGGACGACCCGCGCAGGGCCUGCCCCACAGCGGGGCCCAGCUCGGCCUCUCCACACCCACCCUCCGGUCCCAGCCUGAGCGCCGCUGCUGACGCCAGCCACGGGAGUAGGGCGCCGGCUGGCGUGCGUGGGGAGCGGCCCUGCGGAAGCCCCACCGCUGCUGCCGACGCGGGUGCUCCAGGUCUGACGGCUGCUGUCGCUUUGCUCAGGAAAACCUAACUAGGACAGCCUCCAGUCAGGGGAUGCGUUCUCUGUUCAGCUAUGAAUCGUGACCUAUUUAAGAACCACCCCCCCCCCCACUGCCCUUAUUUAUCCUGCCAGCCGGCCCGUCUACAGUUAGGACUGUUUGUUCUCAUUUACACAUCCAUCCACGCUGGCUCGCGCAUCCCUGCCUUGGUUUGUAACGGAGACGGGCUUUGCUUUCUUGUUCUGGUAGCUUAUGUUUCAGUUGGGGCGCUGGCUCCACCCCCUCUUCCCAAGGGAACCCCACUGCACUGCGUUUCCACCUGUAGACGCUGUAAUAAAAUACCUGUUUUCACUUGAA